This is a messenger RNA of Macrobrachium nipponense, 2634 nucleotides long. RefSeq names its product mucin-2-like. The transcript has 3 exons. The record is from RefSeq and is a predicted model, not a curated record. The coding region runs from base 1 to 2634 and encodes 877 amino acids. Lineage: Eukaryota; Metazoa; Arthropoda; Malacostraca; Decapoda; Palaemonidae.
AUGACUGAUGCACCAGAAACCACAGGUCCUGAAACAUCAGGUGAACCAACGACUGAUGCACCAGAAACCACGGGUCCUGAAACAUCAGGUGAACCAACGACCGAUGCACCAGACACUGCGCCAGAAACCACAGGUCCUGAAACAUCAGGUGAACCAACGACUGAUGCACGAGAAACUGCGCCAGAAACCACAGGUCCUGAAACAACAGGUGAACCAACGACCGAUGCACCAGAAACCACAGGUCCUGAAACAUCAGGUGAACCAAUGACUGAUGCACCAGAAACCACUGGUCCUGAAACAUCAGCUGAACCAACAACCGAUGCACCAGGAACUGUGCCAGAAACUACAGGUCCUGAAACAUCUGGUGAACCAACGACCGAUGCACCAGAAACCACAGGUCCUCAAACAUCAGGUGAACCAACGACCGAUGCACCAGAAACUGCGCCAGAAACCACAGGUCUUGAAACAUCAGGUGAACCAACAAACGAUGCACCAGGAACUGUGCCAGAAACCACAGGUCCUGAAACAUCUGGUGAACCAACGACCGAUGCACCAGAAACCACAGGUCCUGAAACAUCAGCUGAACCAACAACCGAUGCACCAGGAACUGUGCCAGAAACCACAGGUCCUAAAACAUCUGGUGAACCAACGACCGAUGCACCAGAAACCACAGGUCCUGAAACAUCAGGUGAACCAACGACCGAUGCACCAGAAACUGCGCCAGAAACCACAGGUCCUGAAACAUCAGGUGAACCAAUGACCGAUGCACCAGAAACCAAAGGUCCUGAAACAUCAGGUGAACCAAUGACCGACGCACCAGAAACUGCGCCAGAAAUCACAGGUCCUGAAACAUCAGGUGAAUCAACGACCGAUGCACCAGAAACUGUGCCAGAAACCACAGGUCCUGAAACAUCAGGUGAACCAAUGUCCGAUGCACCAGAAACUGUGCCAGAAACCACAGGUCCUGAAACAUCAGGUGAACCAACGACCGAUACACCAGAAACCACAGGUCCUGAAACAUCAGGUAAACCAACGACUGAUGAACCUGAAACCAUAGGUCCUGAAACAUCAGGUGAACCAACAACCGAUGCACAGGAAACCAUAGGUCCUAAAACAUCAGAUGAACCAACAACUGAUGUACCAAAAACUGCGCCAGAAACCACAGGUCCUGAAACAUCAGGUGAACCAACGACCGAUGCACCAGAAACCACAGGUCCUGGAACAUCAGCUGCACCAACGACCAAUGCACCAGAAACUGGGCCAGAAACCACAGGUCCUGAAAUAUCAGCUGAAUCAACGACCAAUGCACCAGAAACUGCGCCAGUAACCACAGGUCCUGAAAUAUCAGGUGAACCAAUGACCAAUGCACCAGAAACCACAGGUCCUCAAACAUCAGGUGAACCAACGACCGAUGCACCAGAAACCACAGGUCCUGAAACAUCAGGUGAACCAAUGGCCGAUGCACCAGAAACCACAGGUCCUGAAACAUCAGGUGAACCAACGACCGAUGCAUCAGAAACCACAGGUCCUGAAACAUCAGGUGAAUCAACAACCGAUGCACCAGAAACUGUGCCAGAAAGCACAGGUCCUGAAACAUCAGAAACCACAGGUCCUGAAACAUUAGGUGAACCAACGACCAAUGCACCAGAAACCACAGGUCCUGAAACAUCAGGUGAGCCAGUGACCGAUGCACCAGAACCCACAGGUCCUAAAACGUCAGCUGAACCAACGACUGACGCACAAGAAACCACAGGUCCUGAAACAUCAGGUGACCAUACGACUAAUGCACCAGAAACCACCGGUCCUGAAACAUCAGGUGACCAUAUGACUAAUGCACCAGAAACCACGGGUCCUGAAACAUCAGGUGAAACACCGACUGAUGGACCAGGAAACACAGGUCCUGAAACAUCAGGUGAACUAACGACUGAUGCAUCAGAAACCACAGGUCAUGAAUCAUCUAGUGAACAAACGACUGAUGCACCAGAAACCACAGAUCCUGAAACAUCAAGUGAACCAAUGACUGAUGCACCAGAAACCACAGGUCCUGAAUCAUCUAGUGAACCAACAACUGAUGCACCAGAAACCACAGAUCCUGAACAUCAAGUGAACCAACGACUGAUGCACCAGAAACCACAGGUCCUGAAACCUCUAAUGAAGCAACAACUGAUGCACCAGAAACCACAGGUCCUGAAACAUCAGGUGAACCAACGACUGAUAAACCACGGUCCUGAAACAUCAGGUGAAGCACCGACUGAUGGACCAGGAGACACAGGUCCUGAAACAUCAGGUGAACUAACGACUGAUGCACCAGAAACCACAGGUCCUGAAUCAUCUAGUGAACCAACGACUGAUGCACCAGAAACCACAGGUCCUGAAACAUCAGGUGAACCAACAACUGAUGCACCAGAAACCACAGAUCCUGAAACAUCUAAUGAAGCAACAACUGAUGCACCAGAAACCACAGGUCCUGAAACAUCAGGUGUACCAACGACUGAUGCACAGGACACUACAGGACUUCAAGCAUCAGCUGAACCAAUGACUGUUGCCCCCGACACCACAGGUCCUCUAACAUCAACAGAGCCAACAGCUGAUGAACCAGAAACCAACGGUCCAGAAACCGCAGGUGAUGGAUGA